AUGAGGCUGGCAGGUGUCUUCCUGCUGGUGACCUUCGGUGUUUGUAGUUACUCUAGUAAUGCCUUCCUCCUAAACAGUUUGCCCCUUCCUGUUCACGAAGUGUUGCCUGUGUUUCCAGAUGUUCUUGCCUUGGACCCAUUAAAGCGCCUUCUGCAAACUCUGGGCAUUUCUGCUGAACACCUUGUGGAGGGACAGAAGUGUGUGAAUGAACUGGGGCCCGAGGCUUCUGAAGCUGUGAAUCAACUACUGGAAGCCCUAUCACACUUGUGA
Messenger RNA from Cavia porcellus (domestic guinea pig), 270 nucleotides. It is a transcript of the gene Scgb3a2, whose product is annotated as secretoglobin family 3A member 2. Lineage: Eukaryota; Metazoa; Chordata; Mammalia; Rodentia; Caviidae. The record is from RefSeq and is a predicted model, not a curated record.